This is a messenger RNA of Dermochelys coriacea (leatherback sea turtle), 472 nucleotides long. Its product is annotated as protein maestro-like. Lineage: Eukaryota; Metazoa; Chordata; Testudines; Dermochelyidae. Gene Ontology annotation, cellular component: cytoplasm. The transcript has 2 exons. The record is from RefSeq and is a predicted model, not a curated record. Bases 127 to 453 code for a protein of 108 amino acids.
CCUGGUCUGAAAUAUAGCUAUAGGUCUCCGGGGGGUGGGAGGGAGAGAUGAAAUUCCCACAGCUUCAUAACUGCUAAAGAAAACGUAUUAGAACUGUGAUCAGUGAUAAGUGGUGUUUAAUGUUGUAUGUUUGUACAGGUGAAAAAGCACAAGAAGUUUCUUAUGGUCAUACUGAUCAGGGUCUUAAAUGAUCCUUUCAGUUCUGAAGUCAUUGGCGAGAGCAUGAAAGCAGUGGCCAAAGUCCUGAAGGAGCUGAAAGAGAAGGACAUAGGUUCUUCCUUCAGAGACCUCACCCAACAGAUCCGGACCUACUUUGACAAUGAGGAUGAUGCUCUUCAUUUAUUGGCCUUUGUCCUAUUUGGCAUCCUGGCCCGCCUGACAAAAAGAAAAUGGAAGACCUAUUUCGCCGACCAGGUUAGACAGAGCUGGGUCACACUUCUGCUGCACCUGUAAGACCCGAACCCCCAGGUUU